Osmerus eperlanus (European smelt) is the source of this 4464-nucleotide messenger RNA. RefSeq names its product WD repeat domain 6 (gene wdr6). Bases 242 to 4207 code for a protein of 1321 amino acids. Gene Ontology annotation, molecular function: protein binding. The record is from RefSeq and is a predicted model, not a curated record. Gene Ontology annotation, biological process: tRNA methylation. Gene Ontology annotation, cellular component: cytoplasm. The transcript has 6 exons. Lineage: Eukaryota; Metazoa; Chordata; Actinopteri; Osmeriformes; Osmeridae.
UGUCCAAUGGGAGUCGCCGUUGUAUGGAGCGGGUGGUAGGGUGCCAGCAUAACAUUAUUUGAUUGGUUGGUAAAGACUCAAGCCAUGAGAGCGAUACACAUGGGUGAUGGCCAGAUUGCAUGCUAAUGAAUUGUAGUUACAGUAGCUACAGCUACAUGCACAGUGUCUUGCUACGAUCAGACACAAAUAGAGUGGCCUUUCUCAUAUAGUCUGCUGUGCUGUCCCAGGUAUUGGAGAGGAGAUGUCUUCAGACAGUGUGUUACUAUUGGAGACAGCAGCUCUGGUGGCUCCAGUCACGGCUCUGGAGUUCCUGAGGGAAGACUUCCUACUGACAGGUGAGGGUCCUAUCCUGUCUGUGUAUGACCUCCAGCCCCACCCCAAGACCCGCGCUUCACUGAGCGUUCUCCACAACUACCGUAUCCAUGGCAUUCGGCCUCGACCUCUGACCUCAGCCCCACGCAGCUCUGCAUCAGAGCAGACAGAGCAAGCGCUAGUGGUGUUUGGAGGGAAGGCGGUCCGCCUGGUGCAGCUGCGUGAUGAGGACCCGCUGCGCCUGGAGGCCCUGGGCCCCCUCAUUGAACUGCAGGACUGGGCCCUGGAUGUGCGUUGGCUGUCUGGAGAGGGCCACUCUCUCCUGGCAGUGGCUCUGGCCCACAACGCUGCUCUGCUGCUGGACACGACAGAGAGGCAGGUCCUGGUCCUCUGUUCCUGCUUGGAGGGCUGCCUGCUCUACUCAGCCCUGCUGCUGGGGAACACCUGGGGGGACUCUGUCCUGGUGGGGGGCACCGUCUUCAACCAGCUCAUUCUCUGGAGGCCAGGGGCUGCCAAACAGAGCAGGGAAGCCCAGGUGGAGAGGCGUUUGCUUGGCCACAGCGGGGUGAUCUUCAGCCUCUGCUACCUCCAGGAGGCCGGCUGGCUGGCUUCAGCCUCGGACGACCGUAGCGUGAGGGUGUGGGGCGUGGGCAGGCUGGGGGCUGCCGGAGGGGGGUGUGGGAAGGCUGAUCCGGCCUGUCUCCGGGUGCUGUACGGCCAUCAGGCCAGGGUGUUCUCCGUGCGUCUCGGCCCAGGGAGGGUGUUCAGCGCUGGGGAGGACGGCGCCUGUCUGGUCUGGGACUGGGGAGGAGGAGGGAGGGUUCAGCUCACUCUGAAGGGGCACCGGGCAGGGGGGGUGAGGGCGUUGGCAGUCAGCGAGGGAUGCAGUGAGACCAGGCCUGGGGGGGGCCGGGGCGGGUGGGUGGCCACCGGGGGGGCGGAUGGAGGGGUGAGGCUGUGGAGGGAGGAGGGGAGGUCAGAAGCAGAGGGGGAGACCCUGACAGACCUGGGCUUUGUGGGGAAGGGGGUUCCCAAGGUGGUGUGUGUGGUGGGGGGGGAGGGAGGGAGCCAGGUUAGGGUGGUGGUGGGGACGGACCAAGGCGAGGUCUACCUACACGGGGGGGGACAGUGGGGUCUGGUGUGGGAGGGCGGAGCUGACUUCCAGUCCUACUGCGCGAUGGAUGUCCUCAGUGUCAGGGCGGGGGGGUCAGUGAACUGGGACGGUCUGUGUGCUGUGGGCAGCCUGACUGGCGCGGUACAGGUGUUCCCCCUGUCCCAACCUGGGGCAGGGGUGCUAAUGAGAGCAGGGGCAGGGAAGAUCCACAGCCUUACCUGGGUGGAGGGGCAGGUCAGGAGGCAGGAGGGGUAUUUGCUAGCCUCCGGAGCAGAAGGGACGGUGUACCGAUGGAGGGUGGAGGCGGAGGAGAGGGACGCCGGCCUGGUUUUGAAAACCCAGGCUCUCCCUUCUUUCCUCCUGCCGUCCUGUGCCAAGCGCUGGCUCACCGCUGCAGUGCUGCUUCCCAGGCCAGCGGGGGCGCUGUGGGUGUGCGGCGACAGGAGAGGAUCCCUCCUGCUGUUCAAAGACGGAGCGAGACGCCGCCGAGAGGAAGGGGAGGGAAAAGGGAAGGAAACGGAAGGAGCUCCGAGUCGGGCUGAGACGGAGAGAGACCCCGCGCUCGACGGGAACCGUGACCCGUCCGACGGAGGGGAAGAGGGAGACGAGGUGGCCAGAGUGAGGGGGGAGGGAGGCGUGGAGGAGGAGGCAGGGGGAGAGGCAGGGGGAGAGGCAGCGCUGCGGCCGGCCUGCUGUCUGUUCGGGGUGCACGGGAAGCAGGGGGUGACGGGGGUGAGGGAGUACGGGGGGCUCCUCUACAGCGCCGGGAGGGACGGCUGUGUGAGGGUCCUGAGAAUCCGUCCUGGGGGGGGAGGAGGAGGAGGAGGAGGGGGGGAGGAAGGAGAGGCGGGGCAGGGGGGGGCCCCGCUGGAGGUCUUGAGGGUUCAGCGGGCCUGCAAGGGCAUGGAGUGGCUGGAGAGGGUUCUGAUUCUGGAAGCGGAACCCUUUGUCCUGCACCGAGGGGUGGAGGAGAACGUUCUAGAAGAGGAACACUCAGACCAGAACCCUCCCCAGCCGCAGGAGGAGGAGGGAGGUGGGGAGGAGAACCACAGGAUCCAGGAGAUGGAGACGGGAUGUCAGUUGAGGGAGGCCCGCUUUGUGAUCGUGGGGUUCCACUCGGUCCACUUCGUGGUGUGGGACCCUGUGAGGCAGGAGAGGCUGCUGUCCGUGCCCUGCGGUGGGGGGCAUCGCUCCUGGGCCCUCAGCCCGCCCCACGGGGGGGUGUGGUGGGGCCAAGCAGCCCUGGUCUUCCUCCGCCAGGGCCAGGUCCUCACCUCACGGCCACCCAGGCCGACGGACAGCCCAGCCGGGAGCCAGGCCCUGAGGGAGGGGCUGCACGGCCGCGGCCUGGGCUGCGUCUGCCGCCUGGGGGGGCUGGAGGGCGGGGAGGAGGGGGGCCACUGGGAGGUCCUGGUCAGCGGAGGGGAGGACACGAGUCUGAGCGUUCUCGCGGUUCAAGCCCAGACAGGCACGGUCAGGGUGCUGGCCGUCAUCGCCGACCACAUCUCCAGCGUGCGUACGCUGGCCACGGUGAGACCGGGGGACGACGGGAGGAGACCACGUCUCUCCACCCUGCUGGUGUCGGCCGGGGGGCGGGCCCAGAUUCAGUGUUACCGGCUGCUGAUUGGAUGGGACGGACAGUUGGCGCGGCCUUCCUGCCAGGUGAUCCAGGUGGCCAGACACCGAUUGGACGAACAGUGGGAGAGAAAGAGGAACCGACAUAAGACUGUGAAAAUGGACCCAGAGACCAGGUACAUGUCCGCCGCCGUGGUGCAUGAUGGGACAGAGAGGGUCCUCCUGGCGCUGGGCUGCAGUGAUGGAGCUGUGAGGGUGUUUGGGGUCAGUGAGGUCAGGGGUCAGGUGGAGCUGCUGUGGGAGAGUUUCCACCACCGGAGGUGUGUGCUCAGCGUCGCCACCUGCAGCGUGGAAGACCGGCGAGGCGCACGGUGUGUGUUGUUGUUCAGCGCCGCCACAGACGGUAGAGUAGCAGUCUGGGACCUGAGUCCAGCAGCCUCCUCAUUGGACCGCUACCCCGGCGAGGCCCAGCCUGCACCAACCCCCUGCUUCACCAUCACCGCCCACCAGAGUGGCAUCAACGCCCUGGCUGUGUGGGAGAAACCGGGGGCGGAGCCAGGGGCGGGGCAUCAGGUCACCGUGGCGAGCGGAGGAGACGACGGACAGCUGACCGUGUCAGUCCUCAGGGUGCAGUACCGGCAGGGGGCGACAGAGGGCGGCAGAGCGCCGCUCCAGAUCCAGCUGCAGGCCCAGUGCUGCGUGCCUGCGGCCCACGCCGCCCCCCUCACGGCCCUGGGAAGGCUGGGCUCAGGCCUGCUGGUGUCGGCCUCCCCGGACCAGAGGGUGUGUCUUUGGAGCUGCAGCAGCACCGGCCUCUGCCAGCGGGGGGCGAUGUUCUCCCACGUGGCCGACGCAGCGGGCCUGGAGGUGUGGCAGGAGGCUGGGGGCAGGCAGGGGGAGGCCGAGGGGCCUGGGUCUGGUCCUACACUUAGUUUUGGAUCCAUGGAGGACACUGGGUGCCGCUCUGGGUCUUCGCCUGGGGGGGUGUCUGGAUCUGGGGAUAGUCCUGGGCGGAGGCGUGGGUCCAGAGGUGGAGAGGGUGGCAGGGGCUGGGUGGUGGUCUGUGGCCAAGGCUUACAGCUGCUACAGAUCAAGAACAGGAACCAGGACGAGGUGAAGGACGAGGACUGUGGAAAGAAGGAGCGUGUCAAAGUGUCUUUCGUAACGCCGUUACGACAAGGACAAGACAAACCAAAUCCAGACUGACUUGUUAUUCAAACAGAUGUGCCAAAGAUGUACCGAAUGUUUAUAUUUUCCUUUUUACUUCAUAUUGCCCAAUGUGAAAUACAGCUGAGUCAGUAAACGGUGCGUGCUUCUUUCAUAUACAGUGUUGAGGAUAAAUAGAGAGUGACUCAAUAAUACUGUCAGACAACUAUGUACACUUCUUUAAUGGACUGUGUGUGAGAGUGCAAGAGUUUCAGACUGCAUAUUUGUGCGUGCGUGUAUGUGUACGGCAAACGGGU